AUGGGCGCUGCGGGCCGGGGCGCGGAGCGGUGGGCGGCCGUGGUGGCGUUUCUCUCACCCCAGCGGUGUGGACGGAGCCACACGCCCUCCGAACAACAACGGCUCUGGCGUGCAUCUUCCAGUGUUUGUUCUGUUGGAGAGCCCAGCAGAGCUGCAGCUCCUCCCACGCCAGCCCUGAGCUGA
This is a messenger RNA of Rangifer tarandus platyrhynchus (Svalbard reindeer), 183 nucleotides long. Lineage: Eukaryota; Metazoa; Chordata; Mammalia; Artiodactyla; Cervidae. The record is from the annotation of a GenBank genome assembly.